Molecule: messenger RNA, 6318 nt
Organism: Mauremys mutica (yellowpond turtle)
Lineage: Eukaryota; Metazoa; Chordata; Testudines; Geoemydidae
Gene: SSH3
Product: slingshot protein phosphatase 3
Exons: 14
Coding region: 78-2426 (782 amino acids)
Biological process (GO): negative regulation of actin filament polymerization; actin cytoskeleton organization; protein dephosphorylation
Cellular component (GO): cytoplasm
Molecular function (GO): actin binding; protein tyrosine/serine/threonine phosphatase activity
Source: RefSeq, a predicted model, not a curated record
GGCUCUUCCUGGUCCAGGCGGCGGCGGCGGACGGCCGGGGGCGCCCGAAGUUUGUGGCAGGUGGGGCCGGGGGGCGCAUGGCGCUGGUCACCGUCCGCAGGUCCCCAGUCGGUAGCGGCCACGGCUCCCCCACCGGCCGCAAGGAUGAAGAGGUUUCCAGGAGGAGCCAGCUGCAGCGACGCCACAGCUUCGUCAUGGUCAAAGGGGCUGCCCUACUCUUGCCGGAAGAGGAGAAGCUGGAGACGGUGCAAGAAGCCCCGCCCUCUCCGGACCAAAUGCAAAGCCAGCAGGAGCAGCACCUGCAGCUGAUGAUGGGGCUACUGCGGCAAGAGGAUGCCAUCCGCCUGGCCGUGCGGCUGGAGUCAGCCCGGCCUCACCGGAUCCGGUACCUGCUGCUCGUGUCGACGGAGGAGCUGGAGGGCAAGAGCGAGACAGUGCUUCUGGGCGUGGACUUCCCUGAAGAGGGGUCGACCAGAUGCACCCUGGGGAUGGUGCUGCCCCUCUGGAGCGACACCCAGGUCUUCCUCGACGGGGAUGGGGGCUUCAGUGUGAUGUCCUGGGGGCAGACACGCAUCUUCAAACCUAUCUCUGUGCAGACCAUGUGGUCGGUGCUGCAGGUGCUGCACAAGGCAUGCAAUGAAGCCGUCCAAAACAACCACUUCCCUGGGGGCAGCGCGCUGGGCUGGGCUGAGUGGUACCAGCGUGCCAUAGCCUCAGAGCAGAGCUGCAUCAACGAGUGGCUGGCCAUGUCUGACCUGGAGUCCGUGCGACCCGACUCCCCUGCCCUCUUCUCUGACCGGCCAACGGAGCGUGAACUUAUGGAGCGGAAGAUCCGGGCCAAACUGCGUGAGCUGAUGGCCACGGCUGAUCUGGAGAGCAUCACCUCCAAGGAGAUCCGUACAGAGCUGGAGCACCGCACUAGCUGCAGCCUGAAGGAGUACAAGGAGUUCAUUGAUAACGAGAUGCUACUCAUCAUGGCUCAAAUGGACCGUCCCUCCAAGAUCUUUGACCACCUGUACCUAGGCUCCGAGUGGAACGCAGCCAACCUGGAGGAGCUGCAGCGCAACAGAAUCAGCCACAUCCUCAACGUGACCCGGGAAAUAGACAAUUUCUUCCCAGCGCAUUUCACCUACCUGAAUGUGCGGCUCUAUGACGAAGAGGCCUCCCAGCUGCUGCCCUACUGGAAGGAGACAUAUCACUUCAUCUCGGCUGUCCGGGCCCAGAACUCGCGGGUGCUGGUGCACUGCAAGAUGGGCGUAAGCCGCUCGGCCUCCACGGUGAUUGCCUAUGCCAUGAAGGAGUACGGCUGGGAGCUGGAGCGGGCCUAUCGGCACGUGCAGGAGCGGCGCCCCAUCGUGCACCCCAACCCCAGCUUCAUGAGGCAGCUGGAGUUCUACCAGGGCAUCUUGGACGCCAGCCGGCACAGCAGCCUGUGGGAGCAGAAGGCAGGAGACAGCCAAUGGGAGGACACGGUGAACGGGAGCGACACUGGCAGUGACCAAUCGGAAAGUGAGGGGGGCCUGUGCCAGGAGAUACUGAGUUCAGAGGAGGAGCCAGGGCGGCAGGAGGAGGAGCCAGUCACGACGCCCCAGUAUUGUUUCCGGCCCCUGCGGGAGCCCCCCGAGGAGCCAGCCCAGGACCCAGCAAGGGGCAAAGGGCCCCAGAUCUGGGUGCAGGAGGCAGAGGAGCCGGGGGGCUCAGACGACUCAGGGGCUGAGGAGGUCCGGGGGCACCUGGCCGUGCUGCAGGUGCCAGAGACACCCAGGACACCGCGCGACCGGCGCAUCAACCUCUAUGCCGUGAUGAGGAGCAUCAGCGAGAUGGACAGCCCUGAUGCCACUACCCCGCUGGGGGGUGCUGCCGAGGGGGAGGUGUUUGCUGCCUCAGGGCGCGAGUCACCUGUGGAGUGCCCCCCCCCGGAACCUGCAGCCUCACCAUCACCCCCACAGGACCAGGAGGAGCCGGGGGCAGCAGUGCCAGACUCCAAGGCCGAGCAGCACCCACUGCGGGUCCCAACAGACAAGACAGGCAAACGACGGGGCCAGCAGCGCAGCCGCCAGGUCCCCCGAAGCCAUGCCCAGCCGUGCAAGCAAAUCUCCUACCACCCGGCGCCGGGCAAGGUGCACAAGGCUGUGAAGCACGUGGAGGGCCCCAGCCCCAGGGCCCCGUCUCAACGCCGGGCUCGUGCCAUGGAGCACCGCUACUCCGUGGCCCAGCUCAUGGAUGCUGCCCUGGUGCUCAGCCGCACCAGAGAGUUCGAGGAGCGGCUGGAGGCAGCUGGCCAGGAAAGACCCCCCAGGGAGGAGCCUGCUAGCCCCCCACCCCCACCACAGGAGCCCCAGCCUGGAGGAUGCACCCUCCCCCCAUCACGACCCAGGAGGAUGGUGCGGCAGGCCAGCGUGGACCUAGAGCCAGGCUCGGGGUGAGACUCCACCCCCGUAGCCCCGCCUCUGACUGUGGCUCUGCCCCCAUAGCUCAGGAUACUGCAAUGGAUGGUGCUGGGGCCCAGCAGCUGCCCUGUGCCAAUGUCUGGGGGCAGGGCAUUUGAUACUGGGGGCAUCAGUGCAGAUCACCUUUGGGGGGCGGGGCCUGAGUGCUGCUGGGGGUGGGGCCAAUGGAAGGGAUGGACUCUAUGGUGGGAAAAGUCCCUUCCCCAAGUAUGCAUCUCCCCCUCUCCCCCUGCAGAUCUGGAGGAAGGCUGGAACAUGCUCCCGUGGGGAUUGCUCUGUCUGCCCCUCACUGCACAGCCCGAUGCUGCCUUGAGGCUCCUGCCCUGCAGCUGAGCAGGUGUUACUCGGGGAGGAUAGGGGGGCAUGAUGCCAUCUGUUGUCCCUCCCCACUAGCCCUUUGCUUUUGUGCCAUUGAGCACUGCUUUAGUCAGUUGCAUCAAAGGAUGCCAACCCCAUCACUGUGACUGAGGAGAGAGGGGGUGAACCCCUCCUCCCCUUCCCCAGCACUGCACACAUAGACACCAUGCCAUAUCUCUCUGUGCCAGCCUCACUCUGCCUGUAAAUAAAGAGUUAAUUCACUUUGCAGUUGGCUCUGGGCUCCCUUCCCUGGGGUCCCCCUGCCCAUGGGGGACACGGGCUCCUGUGCCCCCUACUGCCUAAGGAUGGGACAGGAAGCAAGGAGCAGUCACCCAGGCUAAAGCCCUGUGAGGUGGGGUCCCCAGCCACCCAGGGGAGAACUAGGGAAAGGUGCUGGCUCAACAGCUCUGUGUUCCAUGAUCCCUGAUGCCCCACAGAUCAGGGGCACUGGUGGUUCCCCUGUCCCUGCCAGUUGAUUCCCACCCUACCUCCGGGGGACAGGGGCUCUUGGACUCCUCCUCAGAUUGAACUUAAAGCAAUUUACACACAUGGGUGCUGGCUCCAAAGAGGGAAACUGAGGGCUGGAAAGCCUUGCCCACCUGACGUGGCUGGGGUGAGAACAAAGGCUCCUGACUCAUGUGCUCUGACCAUUAGCCCUAUCCUGCUCCAGACUGAAUCGGCUCAAACCCAGGAAAUGCAGCAUGAAGGGGACACUUCCCAGUGCAGCCCCACAUCCUUCCCUCUGCCCCACAAUGGAAGCACAAUGGCUAACGCCUCCUUGGUCUUUGUCAGGGAGAUCUCUGCCAGCUUGCGGCAAGUUUCCACCCGCAUCAGUGGGCCCGGGGUAUGAACACAGCCCAGAUCUUGCUUCGGGGCGAGGAAAGAGCAGUUUGGCCCAGGGAGGUUCUGUCUGUUGAGGUCUCUGUGGGGCAGCACUAUUGCUGGGUGAGCAAUGCCAUGGUGGGAGCUGGGUGCAUUAAUGAAUUAUGCUUGCCCCACUGAGAACUGGCCCUCCCUGGUUGGAAUCAGUGUCUGCUUAGCCCCACAGCCCAGGGGGUGUGGCCAGAGUGCACAGCACCUCAGCUGAGCUCUGCUUCCUACAGGGAGCAGAGCGUAACUUAGAGCAGCCCCAAGGCCACCUGGCCACCGACAGAGGGAGCACAAAGGUGGCUUAAAGCCCUGUCCCAGGCACAGGAAUGGAUGAGCUGAGUCAUGGCCUGAGGAGGUUUGAACAUCCCCUGUCUAUCAGUCCAGUCUCAAUCCCCUGAUGCCUCUCCCAUCCACCACCAGGCUCCGUGUCCAUCACUGGAGCGUCUGGCCCUAAUAGCUCACCCCUCUGCCAUUCAGGCCAGUCUCAUUAUCAGAAAUGGGAGCACGAGGUGAUUUGUGUCCCUGCCCCUGCCCCCGCAAACCCUCUGGUGUCUCCCAGGCUAUGACUCAGCACAGAAACGUUCCACAGGGCAAUGAAUUGGGCUGAAAUCAGAGUCACUGGGCAGGAGUGGAUCUAUAAGUUCUGUACUAUACCCCAGCUUUUAAACUGUCCCAGAGGACCCCCUUCAGUGUGCCAGUCCCCUGAGGGGGCUCACUGUUCCUCCAGGGCUGGCCACACGGCCUCAAUGCCCCCGAGACGGAGCCGCUGGACUCCAGCCCUCCUGCUUUGAGCCUGAGCUGUGCCCCGCGAGUCCAACUGAGCCAGACGUCUGGUCAGAGAUAUUCACCCUCUCCAGGGCCCUAGGCACCAUAGCCAGUGUCUGCAGGGAUACCAGGCUGCCUUUUCCAACCAGAGCAGGGUUCAUUAGCCUGCUGGCACAUGGUGCAGGGAGUCCUGAGGAGAGAAACAGAGGGCCAAAGGUUAAGACAUCAUCCAUCCUGGCCAAGCUGGUGCUCCACCCAGCCUGCCUGCUGUGGAAUCCAUGGUUAGCUCUCUCCCUCUGUGUGUUUGUGAGGCCCACAUGAGAGCUGCUGAGUCUCCAACAGGUCAGCGGGUCCCAGUGCCGUUGCCCUGCAGAGCCAUGCUGAGUUCACGUCUUCUCCAUUGCUAGAUGGCAGUCGUGCAGCCCUGGGGGUCCCCGUUGUCUUUCUAGACCCUCCGUGGAUAGGGGUCACUUUCAGCCAGGCCUUAACGACCCUGCAUUCUAGCCUGGCCUGGUUACGUGACAUGAACCCCUCGUGGCUCCUGCUCCACCCCAGUCACUGUCAGGCAACCCAUUCAUAAAGUCACUGCAGGAAAUCCUCACUCUGUCCCAGCAGGAAGCCGGGCACCAUUGGCUUUCCCCUUGGCCUGGGCAGGCUGGCUGAUGCAGGCAGCUGCCUCCCUCAGGGACACCAGCUGUCUGGCUUGGGUUUCUGCAGCUGGCUGGGAGUUUUCUGCCAAGCCUGGUUUUCAACAGAAAAUUGAAUUUUCCCAGUUGGGAGUGAGGAGGCACCUAAAUACCUUUGGGGAAGUAGAGUCAGGCACGGAUCGCUGCCCCUGCCUUGUGCCUCCUGCAUUCAGGGAAGCUGCCUCAGCUGCUUCUGUCUCGGCACCGGAGCGUAGCAGCUGGAAAAGCCAGGCUGGCCAGCUGACUGCGCCUUUCCAGAGUGCAGCCCCACCGACAGAUGGGAACAGGCCCAUCACGUGCAAGGCAUUACUAGCAGCCAUGUUUGCCAGCUGGGAUAAUCAAGGCACAGAGAGGCAGGGGGUAGGCGCUCUAGCUUUGGGUUGCAUACUGCUGCCCCUCACCGGGGUAUCUGCGCCUUCUUUGAGAACAGAUCAUCAGACGGGCUGAAAAGACCUGGGUUUUUAUUCCUGCCUCUGCCUUGGUAAGUGAGCUUGGGCAAAUCACUUCCCUCCUCUAUGCCUCCAUGUCUUGUCUACUUAGUGUGUAAGCUCUGUGUGGCAGGGGCCAUCUCUAUGUGUGCAUACAGCACUGUGGGGUCUUGGGCCAUGCCUGGAGCAACUAGGCUCUGUAGUAAUACAACAGUGAAUAUUUUUAGCAUGUCAGACACAUACAAUGUCGCAGGGCUUAUUAUAAGAAAUGCCAGCACUGCUCACUUCUUUGUUUUAAUAAUCUAGUGACUCACCCUUUCCAUUGAUUUCAUUUUAAAAAAAAUGUGUCUUAUUUACCAACACAAAAGAUGUUUUUCAAAAAAACUCCACCCCCCACACAUACCUGGGAAAUGCCCAAAACAAAACACUUGGUUUCAAAAACCAGUUAUGAUUCUUGCUAAGUGUCACCAAUCUACUUCCUUCUCUUUUCAUUUGCCAAUAUUUAAAAGCAAUGCAAUUAAUGGUUAAAGCCACACCUCACUCUGAUGCUACCCAUGCACUCAACAUCAUCAGUCUCAGUAAGCAUGAAGUAGUGCAUUUUUCAGCACAAUCUUAAUAUCUAGUGCAUCAGGUAUUAUUAAAUAUAGAUAGGCUUGGCCAGCCUUCGGUUUGUAUUAUUUUAUAAUUUUGAUGGAUAAUUACAAUGUUGAUUUUAAGCAUUUUUUCUAUUUUUAAUUCAUUUAAAUUUUCACAGUUGUAUAA